Molecule: messenger RNA, 990 nt
Organism: Aureobasidium pullulans EXF-150
Lineage: Eukaryota; Fungi; Ascomycota; Dothideomycetes; Dothideales; Saccotheciaceae
Exons: 3
Coding region: 230-850 (206 amino acids)
Source: RefSeq, a predicted model, not a curated record
GCCUUACUAUCUCGGACCUUUGCACCAAUUGAGCGUCGACACGGAUGGCAGCAUUGGCUUGAUCCUUCGGCAAGACUUGUCUCGUUCUCUUACCGUGUGGCUUAGUUCUGCAUGUACCCUGUGUGUUAUAUAGAGAUCAUGAUCCCACCUUCUCCUGACAGCAGUCUCGCAUUAUUUUGACAUUCUCUUACAUUCGCUUACUCCGUAUCCUCACCACCGAACCACCAAGAUGCGCACCACUGCCCUCGCCGUCAUUGCUGCUGCCACUUUGGCCACCGCUCAGCUCGGAAGCAUUCCCAGUUGUGCUAUGUCUUGUAUCUCCCAAGCUCUGCCCGCAAGUUGCAAUCUCAACCCUCAAUGCAUUUGCGCCGAUGCCAGCUUCAUCAGCACCAUCUCUUGCUGUGUGUCGACUGCCUGUGACACUGCCGGACAACAAGCUGCUCUUGGCUACGCCCAGCAGAUCUGCGCCCCAGUUGGCGUGACAAACCUCCCCACUGCUGCCUCUUGCGCCACUGGAUCCGUUUCAUCUUCAGGUACCAGCGCCGCUGCCGUCGCAACUGCAACUGGAAGUGCCGCAUCAAGCUCGCUCUCCUCGGCAAGCCAAUCGUUAUCCUCUCUCGCCUCUUCUGCUAGUCAGGUCGCUUCAUCGCGCUCAAGCAGUGGAAGCAGCGCUGCCGCAUCAGGUACCUCCUCUGCUGCCUCCGCUGCCCGCUCAGCGAGCAGCUCAGUCGCAAGCGCUGCGUCGAGUGCUAGCUCAUCGGCUGCCGCUGCUGCGACUGGAGGUGCCGCUAGCUUGAACCCCAUGGGUAUGGCCGGUGUAGCUGCUCUUGGUGCUUUUGCCCUUUUGUAAGCGAAUAUGCGUGGAUUUGAUACUUUCACCGUUGUUUGAUUGUAUCGUUCGAGAGCUGGUGUACAUAGUUGAUGAAAGACAAGUUAAUGUGACCAUAGCCAACGCAACAUGUAUCCGUACUUCUUCUGACCGCUACUUGU